Messenger RNA from Myotis davidii, 4078 nucleotides. Its product is annotated as probable ATP-dependent RNA helicase DDX60. Gene Ontology annotation, biological process: defense response to virus. The coding region runs from base 101 to 4078 and encodes 1325 amino acids. The transcript has 28 exons. Gene Ontology annotation, molecular function: single-stranded RNA binding; ATP binding; double-stranded RNA binding. The record is from RefSeq and is a predicted model, not a curated record. NCBI's taxonomy places the organism in Eukaryota, Metazoa, Chordata, Mammalia, Chiroptera, Vespertilionidae. Gene Ontology annotation, cellular component: cytoplasm.
CCAUUUUCAUUAAUAACUGCCACUUAGAGGUACCCAAGUAAAGGAUUUUUGCUAUAUUUAAUAUUUUCCAGUUCAGGUUGGAGGCGCAGGUAGCAACAAGAUGGGUUUAGAAAAAUAUAGGAUGUUCUUAGAGGAAAUUUCAGAGUUAAUUUUGAGUGAAAUGCCAAAAGCUGACUUUUCCAGUAUAUUCAAUGAUUUUGUUGAAUCUGAAUUUUUUCUCAUUGAUGGAGAUUCAUUGCUUGUCAUGUUCAUAUGUGAGGAAUCAUUAAAGCAGGGGCAGGAGCUCCAUUUCUUCUAUUUGGUUGAACGCUACCUUGUGGAUAUUAUUAGUAAAGGAGGACAAUUUGCCAUAGUUUUCUUCAAGGAUGCUGAGUAUGCAUAUUUCAACUUCCCUGAACUUCUUUCUUUGAGAACUGCUUUAAUUCUUCAUCUUCAGCAUAAUAACACCAUUGAUGUUCGAACACAAUUUUCUGGAUGCUUAUCACAAGAAUGGAAAAAUUUUUUGAAAGAGAGUUACCCAUAUUUCCUGAUAGUUGCAGAUGAAGGCUUGAACGAUCUACAAACACAUCUUUUCAACUUUUUAAUCAUUCAGUCUUGGUCAAUGAAGGUCAAUGCUGUGCUUUCCUCAGGACAAGCAUCUGACGUUCUUCGGCUUUAUGCGUACUUUAUGCUAAGCAGGCACAGACAACAAACGUUUUUCAAGCAGAAUGAAAAGAAGAUUGAGAAUGCUUAUAAAGCCCUGAUUAAACAAUUAGAAGGAUGUAGGGUUUUGGCAUUUGAACCUAUUUUUGGAAAUUCAAGAUGGAACAAUAUGAUUGAAGAGGCAUCCGAAAUAAUUUCUCUGCUUAAGCAACUCUGGCCAGAAGGAUCUGACAUUCGGCGUGUUCUUUGUGUUACUUCAUGCUCCCUGACCCUGAGAAUGUACCGUGACUUUUUAGAAAACAGAAAGAAGACCACCUCUGGUCAGGAAACUAACAUCCAACAGGUGAAAGGCGAUUGCUUAAGCCUGCGAUGGAUGGAAGAUCUGUGUAAGCUGCAUUGUCUCAGUGUGGUUUUUCUACUCCACUUACCUCUUUCUCAAAGAGCUUGUACCAGAGUCAUCACUUCCGAUUGGAUCGAGGACAUUCAGACUUUCCUAAAAAUGAGAAAGUGGUGUGAAUAUUUCAUCCUAAAUAAUAGAAACAUUUUUGAAUUUUGGAAUCUGAAUUUAAUUCACCUUUGUGACUUAAGUGAUGAGCUUUUGUUGAAGAAUAUUGCUUUUUACUAUGAAAAUGAAAAUGUUCAAGGCCUACAUUUGAAUUUGGGAAAUGACAUUAUGAAAGAUUAUGAAUAUCUCUGGGAUGCUGUAUCAAAGUUGGUCAGAAAGUUUGAUGUUGGAAAGCCAUUUCCUCUGAGAACAACACAACUUAAUUUUCUUAAAAAGGACCCAGUACCAAUAAAAGACACCUCCAAGGAAAAGAUGCCCAAUUUGGGUUUUAUUCCAAUGUCAUCAGAGAUGGUUGAUAAAUUUGUUGGUGACAUUUUGAAAGAUUUGCCUUUCUUAAAGAGGGAUGAUCCGAUUGUAACUUCACUGGUGAAACAUAAAGCAUUUGAUGAACUUGUACAUUGGCAUUCUCACAGACCCCUUAGUGAUGAUUAUGAUAGGGCAAAGUCCUCUUUUAAUGGAAACCCUAGAGAUCCUUAUUACCUUAAAUCUCUGCAAAAGUAUCAAGUUUUUCAGCGAUUUUAUGGAAAUUCAUUAGAAUCAGUCUCUCCCAAACUCAUUGUAACUCAAGAUGUCAAGCCAAAGAAGAAUUUCAGUAAACCCAAGACCAAAAAGGCAAAUGAGACAAAGGCUGAAAUAAUUGCUAGAGAGAAUAAAAAGAGAUUACUUGCCAAGGAAGAACAAAAAGAAGAGAAUAAGUGGAGUGUUCUGUCACACUCCAUUGAGGAGGAAAUGAAAGAGAAUUUAAACUCUGGAAUACAGAACCUGGAAGAUUUUUUGAAAUCAUGUAAAAGUAACUUGGUGAAAUAUCAAGUUGAAAUAGUAGGGUUAACUGCCUGCUUGAAAGCAUGGAAAGAACAUUGUAGAAGCCAAGGAAAAGGUGAAACCGCAAAAGAUUUAAGUAUAGCUGUUCAAAUGAUGAAAAGGAUCCACUCCUUGAUGGAAAAACACCCAGAAUUUUUGCAAGAGGCAGAUCGGCAACUCAUAGCCAGAUGCCUUAAGUAUUUAGGAUUUGACGAGUUGGCAAGUUCUUUAAAUCCAACUGAGGCUGCAGAAGAUGGCAUAAAGGAGAAGAAAAAGAAUAAAUAUUCAAUUGGCAUUGGGCCUGUUCGGUUUCAACUACAAUAUAUGGGCCAUUAUUUGCUACGAGAUGAGAGAAAAGAUCCAGAUCCCAGAGUUCAUGGUUUUAUUCCUGACACAUGGCAGCGAGAGCUCCUUGAUGUUGUGGAUAAUAAUGAAUCAGCUGUGAUUGUUGCUCCAACGUCCUCAGGCAAAACCUAUGCUUCCUACUACUGCAUGGAGAAAGUGCUAAAGGAGAGCGAUGAGGGGGUGGUUGUGUAUGUCGCACCAACAAAGGCCCUUGUUAAUCAAGUGGCAGCAACUGUUCAGAAUCGUUACAUGAAAAAUCUGCCUAAUGGUGAAACUCUAUGUGGUAUUUUUACAAGGGAAUAUCGUCAUGAUGCCCUAAACUGUCAGGUACUUGUUACAGUGCCUGCCUGCCUUGAAAUUCUGCUGUUAGCUCCUCAUCGCCAAAGAUGGGUGAAAAGGAUCAGAUAUGUUAUAUUUGAUGAGGUCCAUUGUCUUGGUGGAGAGAUUGGAGCAGAAGUUUGGGAACAUCUCCUUGUCAUGAUUCGAUGUCCCUUUCUGGCUCUUUCGGCUACAAUAAGCAACCCUGCACAUCUCACUGAGUGGCUACAAUCGAUAAAACGGUACUGGAAACAAGCAGACAAUAUAAUAGAAAAGAACACUGCUGCUAAAAGAAAUGCCGGCUAUCGUGCCAAUUUUUACAAAGACCACUUUCAAAUGAAGCAAUCAUAUAAAGUUAGACUUGUGCUCUAUGGAGAGAGAUACAAUGACUUAGAGAAGCAUAUAUGUUCGGUAAAACAUAAUGACAUUUACUUUGAUCAUUUUCACCCGUGUGCCGCACUAACAACAGAGCAUAUUGAAAGGUACGGAUUCCCUUCUGAUCUUAUGCUUUCGCCUCGAGAAACCAUCCAGCUUUAUGACACGAUGUUUGAAUUCUGGGAAAGUUGGCCCAGGGCCCAGGAGUUGUGUCCAGAGAAUUUCAUUCAUUUUAAGAAUAAAAUAGUCAUUAAGAAGAUGGAUGCUAGGAAAUAUGAAGAGAGCUUAAAGGCAGAAUUAACAAAUUGGAUUAAAAAUGGCAAUGUAGAGGAGGCCAAACAGGUCCUGAGGAAUCUUAGUCCCAAACCAGUUUCUAGUUCAGAAAACAUGAUACAAAUGUUUCCACUUCUCGUUGAAAAGCUUAGGAAAAUGGAGAAGUUACCAGCACUAAUUUUUUUAUUCAAGUUAGGAGCUGUAGAGGAGUGCGCUAAAAGUGUCAGAACUUUUUUGGAAAAGAAGCAAGAGAGAGAAAGGCCUCCCAACGCUGAUAAAGAAGCCUAUGACAUGGCUAACAAACUUCGAAAAAUUAAAAAAGCUAUCGAAAAACAAAAGAUAAUAGAUGAAAAAAGCCAGAAGAAGCCCAGGAAAAUGGAUAAAAGCCUAAUACAUGAAGCUGAACAUAACAGUCUACUCAAGAUUCUAGAGAAGAACCUGGAAAUCCCUCCAGAGUUCACCUAUGCUGACAGAAAGACAGUGGACAGCGAGCUUUUGCAGAUGGUGUUUGAUCGAGUAAAAUCCUUAAGAAAAGGUGCAGAACUGAAGGCUUUAGCAGAAAGGGGUAUCGGAUAUCAUCAUAGAUGUUUGUUUGCCAAAGAAAAACAGUUAGUUGAAAUUCUUUUUAGGAAAGGAUUUAUUAGGGUAGUGACAGCGACCGGGACACUUGCUUUAGGAAUCAAUAUGCCUUGUAAAUCUGUGGUUUUUGCUCAAAACUCAAUCUAUCUGGAUGCUUUAAAUUACAGACAGGUAUUGUGA